Molecule: messenger RNA, 1350 nt
Organism: Culicoides brevitarsis
Lineage: Eukaryota; Metazoa; Arthropoda; Insecta; Diptera; Ceratopogonidae
Product: galectin-9-like
Exons: 8
Coding region: 150-1286 (378 amino acids)
Molecular function (GO): galactoside binding; carbohydrate binding
Source: RefSeq, a predicted model, not a curated record
ACACUCUCACGGCGCGUACUUAUUGUUAUUAUUUAUCUUUUUCGUGAUUAGUUAUCAGUAUUUCUGUCCAAAUAAUAAAUGUUUGAUAAAUGAACGAGUCGUUAGUAUAAAAUUAGUUUUGAAAGACAAUAAACGAGAAAAAUAUUCAAAUGGCUACUAUUCCAAUUCACAAUCCACAACUUCCAUUUCUCGGAAGCAUUCCGGGAGGCAUGAGACCUGGAUUGAUGCUUCGAUUUCGAGGAGUUGUCCAUCAAGAAGGCAGAUUACAAAUUAACAUUCAAUGCGGAGCAGCAACUGAACCAAGAGAUGAUGUUGCACUUCAUUUGUCGAUUCGUCCUCGGGAAAAUUGCAUUGUAAGAAAUAACUAUACGAAUCGUGUUUGGGGAACGGAAGAACGUUACGGACAUUCUCCAAUUUAUUUCGGGCAACCUUUCGACUUGCUCGUUUUAGCUGAACAUUCGCAGUAUAAAAUUGCCGUUAAUGGAGCACAUUUUGCAACUUUUACGCAUCGUCUUCCGUUGACACGAGCAACUUUCGUAUCUCUCGCGGGCGAAGGAACAAUUCACAUGAUUGGCGUCGAGAAUGAUACAACAGGAGCAUCAAAUCCGGGACCUACUGCUCCUCCAAUGGGAAAUUUGCCUGUUUAUCCGCCUCCCGGAGCACAAGUUUGUCCAAUGCCAUAUCCGCCUUAUCCUUCGCAUGGACCUCCUCAUGGCGGAGUUCCUGUAUUUCCCGGCAUGCCAGGAGCUCCUGCUCCUCCGCCUUAUACGCCAUAUCCAACAGGAGGAUAUCCGGGAAUGUCAGGACAAACAACUUCUUAUCCAACAGCAUCUACUGAUCCGUAUCGAAAUCCAUCAAAUCAUCAAUACGUUCCUCCGAAACAAAACAAAGGUAUCAUCGAAGACACCAAAGACUUCAUUAACAACAUAAUUGGCAAAGCAACUAACUCAAUCGUGCCAUCUCAAAAUCCUCACAAGUACAACAACAACCAUAAUGCAUACAAUCCAGGAGGAUUUGCGCCUCAAUCUCAACCAUAUUAUCCCGGAAGUCAACCAAUGUAUCCACAAACAGGUCAUGGAAACAAUGGAGGAAUAUUAGGAGCUUUGGGAGGAGGAACAGCAGCUGCUAUAUUAACGGGAGUUGCAAUGAAGGGGGGAAAGAAAAAAAUGAAGAAAAAUAAAGCCUUGAAAUACGCAGCUGGCGCCGGAGCUCUUGGAUUAGGAGGAUAUGCGAUAUCGAGAGCAUUGAGAAGAAGUUCUUCGAGUUCAUCAAGUUCUUCGGAUUGAUUUUUUGUUCACAUUUUCUAUCAUAAUAUAUUUGUUUUUUAAAAAAAAAAUUAAAAUUACACAA